UGGCCCUUGAGUUGAUGACAGCAUUUCACAAGGCUUCCUUUGUUUUCAUUGCCCCGAGGUAGCUUCUGCAACCCCACCCAUUGACCAACCCUAGCCUAAGCUGUACAUUUUUGCAACUAGCCAACCAACUUUAUAUGUCUGUGUGCUGGUCAUCUGAAAUUCUGCAAGCUUUCUACACAUAGUCAUAGAGAAAAGGAUACAUGGGGGGAGCAAAAAUGAGCAAUAGCAAUUGCACCGGCCACCGUGGAGGCCAUGGGGCUAUCCCCUUUGCCGUUCAUGUUGUUCGAGGACGAUGGUUCUCACUUUUUGCCUCCUUUUUGAUCAUGGCUGGAGCCGGUGCAACUUAUCUUUUUGGAACUUACUCUAAAGAGAUAAAGUCUUCUCUUGGAUAUGAUCAAACUACACUCAAUCUUCUAGGCUUCUUUAAGGACUUUGGUGCAAAUGUUGGAGUUUUAUCGGGCCUUAUUGAUGAGGUAGUUCCAACAUGGCUUGUGCUCUUGAUUGGUGCAGGCAUGAAUUUUGCUGGCUACUUCAUGAUAUGGUUAGCUGUCACCGGGAGAAUUGCCAAGCCAAAAGUUUGGAUGAUGUGCAUCUAUAUAUGUGUGGGAGCCAACUCUCAAAAUUUUGCCAAUACAGGUGCUCUUGUUACUUCUGUUAAAAAUUUCCCCGAGAGCAGGGGAAUCAUGAUUGGCCUAUUGAAAGGUUUCACUGGACUCAGUGGAGCUAUCUUGACACAAGUAUACUUGGCUGUGUAUGGGAAUGAUUCCAAGUCUCUUAUUCUUCUUAUUGCUUGGCUUCCAGCUGCUUUGUCGGUGGUUUUCGUGUACACGAUUCGCGAAAUGAAGGUUGUUAGGCAGCCAAAUCAGUUGAGCAUUUUUUACUACUUCCUAUUCGUGUCAAUUGCGCUUGCAUUGUUUCUUAUGGUUAUGACCAUACUUCAAAAAGCAGUAGCUUUCUCACAAGCAGCUUAUGCUGGAAGUGCAACUGUGGCUUGUGCUUUGCUCUUUUUUCCUUUACUGAUUGCCAUUAAACAAGAGUGGCUAAUCUGGAAGCAAAGAAACCGUCCUGUUAUUUCUAGUCCUACAGUAUCUAUCGAGAUACCGGUAGAAAUUGAGCCAAAGCAGACAUCGGCAGCUCAAUCUUCAAGCAAAAAGAUUGAUGAGAAUCAGACAGCACUUUGGUACCAGAACGUCUUUAAGAAGCCAAAGAGAGGAGAUGAUUACACUAUCCUACAAGCACUUUCGAGCACUGAUAUGCUCGUUCUGUUUCUUGCAACAUUCUGUGGACUGGGAUCAAGCUUAACUGCAGUGGAUAACUUGGGACAGAUAGGAGAAUCAUUAGGAUAUCCCACAAAAACCAUAAAGUCCUUCGUUUCACUUCUCAGCAUAUGGAACUUCUUUGGAAGAAUCUUUUCUGGUUUCGUAUCCGAAACUCUUCUUGUCAAGUACAAAUUUCCAAGAACUCUAAUGAUGACAUUUGUCCUACUCUUGGCUUGCACUGGCUAUCUCCUUAUUGCCUUUCCUUUCAAUGGCUCAGUUUAUGUAGCAUCCAUCAUAAUUGGAUUCUCAUUUGGUGCACAGCUGCCACUGAUUUUUACCAUCAUUUCCGAGCUUUUUGGCCUGAAACAUUACUCGACGUUGUUCAAUUGCGGACAGUUGGCCAGCCCCCUUGGCUCAUAUAUCCUAAAUGUUAAGGUCACCGGACCUCUUUAUGAUAGAGAGGCAUUGAAAGAUCUUGCCAGGAGGGGAAUGACUAGGUCAUCCGUGAAGGAUCUGACAUGCAUUGGAACUCAAUGUUAUAGGUUGCCCUUUAUCGUAUUGGCUAGCAUUACUCUCUUUGGAGCUCUUGCUUCAUUGAUUUUGGUUGCUAGAACUAGAGAAUUCUACAGAAGUGAUAUUUAUAAAAAGUUCAGAGAUGCAGCAGAGGCAGAUGAUGAUCCAGAUAUGACAUUGCCAACAUCCAAAACGGCCACUUCAAAGUAAGUAAAAAAGCAUUUGUGGAGAUUUAUUUAGUCCUGAUUUGGCUGCCAUAAAAGGUGAAGGAAAUGAUUAUGCUUUUACCUUUUUCCCUACCUUCUGGAAGGUAAAAUAUACUGCCAACAUCAUGAUGGGCAGUAAUAGAUUUUUGCCAUCGGCUACAGGUUGUAAUAACUACUCCAUAUGUUAAAGCCAUGAGGUUAUCUUGACCCUCAGUGUCUUUCCUCAAAUCCUUGAAGAAGAGGAUCUGUACCGAAGUACCAGAGUUUAUUUACAUCAAACAUAUGCAGUUGUAUUGCUCCAUCAGCUCAAAAGUGUAAACCUUUUCAAGAUUUUGUCCA
Molecule: messenger RNA, 2317 nt
Organism: Coffea eugenioides
Lineage: Eukaryota; Viridiplantae; Streptophyta; Magnoliopsida; Gentianales; Rubiaceae
Product: protein NUCLEAR FUSION DEFECTIVE 4
Exons: 1
Coding region: 201-1982 (593 amino acids)
Biological process (GO): transmembrane transport
Cellular component (GO): membrane
Molecular function (GO): transmembrane transporter activity
Source: RefSeq, a predicted model, not a curated record